AUGAUCAAGAAUCCAGAAAGUAGAAUGUGUCACAGAGCACAAGUACGAGAUCAACCCAAAUUUUCGAGACCAGAUAGCCUAGAUUUUCGAGGCACUGGGUCAUCAUUCGUGAAGGAGGCCGAGGAUGUUCGCUUCCGUUUUCCUGAAGACUGCGUGGAAUGCAUCAUGCAAAUGAGCGGUCCCACCUUAUCGACGACGGAUCGCGCACGACAUGUCAUCCGUGUUCGUGCUGAAGACAACGAUUCAACCGUAAGAGACAAAGACGGGAACGCCGAGGUAGACGAAGACGGAGUCAAAGAUGCAAAGGCAGACAGCGAUAAGGACGAAGCAAGCGAGGUCGACGACGAAAGAGAUGAUAGCGCCGAACAGACUGAGCUAGACGAAGAAGCCGACGACAAGGACCAAGAUGAGGAUAGAGAGGCGUUUUGUGGGCCUUCGAAGCUUGCUGAAGAAUAG
This is a messenger RNA of Stereum hirsutum FP-91666 SS1, 456 nucleotides long. RefSeq lists its product as uncharacterized. The record is from RefSeq and is a predicted model, not a curated record. The transcript has 2 exons. Lineage: Eukaryota; Fungi; Basidiomycota; Agaricomycetes; Russulales; Stereaceae. The coding region runs from base 1 to 456 and encodes 151 amino acids.